Molecule: messenger RNA, 2109 nt
Organism: Diutina rugosa
Lineage: Eukaryota; Fungi; Ascomycota; Pichiomycetes; Serinales; Debaryomycetaceae
Gene: DBP7
Product: putative ATP-dependent RNA helicase
Exons: 1
Coding region: 1-2109 (702 amino acids)
Biological process (GO): ribosome biogenesis
Cellular component (GO): nucleus
Molecular function (GO): RNA helicase activity; nucleic acid binding; ATP binding
Source: RefSeq, a predicted model, not a curated record
AUGGACGGGGAUGACGGGUUAUUGUUGAACUUUGCCGCUCCUCUGGCGAGCCAGGCGCCUGCCAAGGCACCCAAAGUGGUCGGGGGUAGAUGGCGGGACCGCCGCAAGAUGCAGUUGGCCCUUGAAGGGAGAGAGAUCACCCCUAAGACCCGCAGCGACGCCAACCUGGAGCCGGUGGCGCCGAGGAAACCGAGAUCAGAGUCAGGGUAUAAGGGUAAGAAUGCUGGAGGUAAGCCUCGGGAGCGGAAACCGAGGGCAGAACCGGGUACUGACCAUUUGGGACCGCGGUUAGGGGGACCGAAACUGAAGUAUACUGAAGGGCGUGGGUCCGACGGUAAGGGGAAUACUUAUGUGUCAUCGUUAUUCACCCAUUCUGAAGCAUCAAAAUUGGAGUUGAAGAAGAAUACGGUGAAGUAUGCCGCCACCAAUGCCCCCUUACUGGCCGAUUUCAAUGAUUUGGGGCUUAAUGAGCGGCUAGUCACCCAUUUGAACGACAAUUUGAGAUUUAAGCACCCCACCAGAGUACAGCAGCUUGUGGUACCGAGAAUGGUGGCGCUGCUGCAAGAUUUAUUCAUUAAGGCGCAGACGGGGUCGGGUAAGACUCUCUCGUUUGUGCUUCCUAUUUUACAUCUGUUGAUGGAGCUGGAACGCAAAAUCCACCGGGAACUGGGGGUGUUUGCCAUCAUCUUAACCCCGACACGGGAAUUGGCCCACCAGAUCUACCUGGUGUUGGAACUGCUCACUAAGGUGUGCCAUUAUAUUGUUCCCGGUAUCGUCAUUGGGGGUGAGAAGAAGAAAUCGGAAAAGGCUAGACUCCGAAAAGGGGUUAACAUUUUAGUUGGUACUCCCGGCAGACUCGCCGACCACAUCGACAACACCAAGCUGUUCCUGACCGCCGAGCUCCGCUGGUUGGUGCUUGAUGAAGGGGACAAGUUGAUGGAGCUUGGCUUCGAGGAGACGAUCAAGAAGAUCACCGAUAAGAUUGAAAACGAUAAGAACUUUGGCGACUGGCCCGGUUUGCCCACUGACCGUACAAACGUGUUGUGUUCGGCGACGAUUCAGGCUAAUGUGAAGAAGUUGGGCAAUAUUGUGUUGCACGACCCGGAAAUGGUUAGUGUUGAUGGUAAGCUGACGGUUGCUUUCAAUGAAGAGCUGCAGAGAGCUCCUGAUCAGUUAACUCAGGAAGUAGUGGUGGCUCCUGCCAAGUUGAGAUUGGUGACGUUGGCCGCUAAGUUAAGACUGCAAAUGUCCACUGGCGCUCGUGUCAUUGUGUUCUUGCUGUGUCUGGACCUGGUCGACUUCCAUUUCACGGUAUUCACUAAGGAUGGACACCGAGUAAAGCUUGCUAAGCCCACUAAGGAAGAUAGCACUGCCACCAUUGAUACUGACGGUCGUACGCUGCCGUUCUUGAACGAUGCUAAUGUAUUCAAACUCCAUGGGUCGCUUUCACAACCGGUGAGACUGCUGACUCUUUCGGCGUUCAUCAAGUGUAAGCUGCCGGCGGUGCUUUUCUGUACCGAUGUUGCUGCUCGUGGUUUAGAUAUCCCCAAUAUUACGCUGGUGGUGGAGUACGACCCUCCCUUCACCAUUGACGACCAUUUGCACCGGAUCGGUCGUUCAGCUCGUGUGGGUAACGACGGUCACGCCACGCUCUUCUUACUUCCCAUCGAAGAGACUUAUGUUGAUAAGCUUAAUACUGUCCACAAGGGGGUGGAUGUGGUUGAUUAUAAGGCGAUUCUCACUGAGUUUGGCGAAGGUGCUAAGAAGACGGAAUGGGACACUCACGCCACUACUUGGCACUUAAACGUGGAACGAUGGUUACUCGAAGAUGAAGGGGCUAAGGAGCAAGCGAUCAAGGCGUUUACCUCGCACAUCCGGGCGUACACCACCCACUUGAACCUGGAAAAGAAUUACUUCAACGUCAAGAGUCUCCAUUUGGGGCACUUGGCGAAAUCCUUUGGGCUUCGGGAGACCCCUAAGAAGCUUGGGGGAACUGCGGGUACUACGCCUGCCACUAAGCGUAAAGCUCCUAAGGAAGACUCACGGACGAAGAUGUUGCGUAUGGCGAAGAUGGCGGUGCGGGACUCGACCAGCGACUUUAAUUACUAG